This is a messenger RNA of Penicillium malachiteum, 1056 nucleotides long. RefSeq lists its product as uncharacterized. The transcript has 6 exons. NCBI's taxonomy places the organism in Eukaryota, Fungi, Ascomycota, Eurotiomycetes, Eurotiales, Aspergillaceae. The coding region runs from base 1 to 1056 and encodes 351 amino acids. Gene Ontology annotation, molecular function: transaminase activity; pyridoxal phosphate binding. Gene Ontology annotation, biological process: amino acid metabolic process; biosynthetic process. The record is from RefSeq and is a predicted model, not a curated record.
AUGGGUAGCAUAACAGCAAACCCUUUCCAAGAUAUCCCAGAAGCCCGUACAGAGCCGAUCUUCUUGUUGGUGUAUACAAGACAGAUGAAGGGAAAGCAUAUGUACUUCCCAGUGUACUGGAGAAUUGUUUCAACACAAACACUCGGUGCAAGCGGCGGAUGCCACGCCGGCGCAGUCUUGUUGAGAGACCACUAUGAGCCAUGGAAGAGAUCCGGGAAGCCAGAGAUUUUUAUCCCUGACGACACAUGGUGUAAGUUCCCAAUUCUCACAAGUUCAGUAGUUCCAUGUUCUGACCAGCUCCCAGUGAAUCAUCCCUUCCUGUUCAAGUCUGCAGGAAUCAAGCCCACUAUCAUUCCUUACUUUAACCACAAGACAAACUCGUUCGACUUCGAAGCUUUCACAGCAACUCUCAGAGAACUGCCCGCCCAGUCCGUUAUCCUGAUUCAGUCCAAUGCCCAAAACCCAACGGGAAGUGAUCCAUCGCCGCAACAGUGGCGCGAACUAGCGACGAUCUUUUCCCAGCGUGGUCACCUAGCAUUCUUCGAUGCGGCAUACCCAGGAUUUGCCUCAGGCGAUAUCGACACUGACCUUCAGGGUGUUCGGUUCGAGCGAGUCGGCCUUCUUUCUGUUCUUACUGCCAAUGAAGACACCGCAAAGAAAUUAGAGGUGCAGAUGAAGCUCUUAGCUCGAGCUGAGUCUGGGGCUCCGCCUGACUUUGGUUCUAAGAUCGUGGAAACAGUGCUCUCGGAUGAGGCUUUGAAGGCGCAAUGGAGGGAGGAAGUGCGUGAUAUGGCGAAUCGACUCAAACAGCGUCGACUGAGAUUGAGAGAAGGAUUAGAGAAGCUGGAAACACCGGGUAAUUGGAAUCAUAUCACUGAACAAAACGGAAUGUUCUCGUACAUCGGCUUGUCAGUUGAGCAGGUCACUUUGCUCCGAGACGAGUACCAUGUUUACCUCCAAGACUCUUCAAGAAUCUCCAUUGCUGGGCUCAACAACUUCAACAUCGACUACGUCGCUCGUAGCAUUAGCGCUGUGGUGAAAGCCACGACAAAGUGA